Drosophila ficusphila is the source of this 2970-nucleotide messenger RNA. Its product is annotated as MICOS complex subunit Mic60. The record is from RefSeq and is a predicted model, not a curated record. Gene Ontology annotation, cellular component: MICOS complex. The transcript has 9 exons. NCBI's taxonomy places the organism in Eukaryota, Metazoa, Arthropoda, Insecta, Diptera, Drosophilidae. Gene Ontology annotation, biological process: cristae formation. Bases 312 to 2522 code for a protein of 736 amino acids.
AAAGCGUAUAUGUUGCCAACACUUUUGCCGUCAAAAAAUAAUCCAAAAUUGUAUGAUUAAAUUUCAGUACAUCCACCGAAGGACCAAGCAAAGCGAAAAGGACGAGCAGGACACUGUGCACUGGAUACGUUUUCGUGUGAGUGUGUGGGAUGGAAGAGGAAGCAGCAGCACUGGCCAGCCAUUCACCCACCAGCGCUGACGCAGUCGAGCCAGCUUCGAACGAAUUGGGCAAAAUUUAAUUCACGCCGCCGGGACCUGAAAAAUUCACGGGAGCCGAAGGAGGAGCAGCAGGAUCAGAGCAAAUCAACACCAUGUAUCGGCUAGCGGUGCGAGAUCAGUGCAAGUGCGCCCUGCAGCGUACGCUGCAACAGACGACCACAAACAGCAGACAGUUCGGCGGAAAUGGGAACCGGGAGCAGGGAAGGCGGCAGCAGGGACAUCAAGGAUACCAGGGUCUGCCGCCGCCACCGCAUAUGCGCGAAGCUGGCUUCGGCAAAGUGGUCCUCUUCGUCUCCCCGUUGGCAGCCGUCGGCGGAGUCAUCACCUACGCCAAGUACGACGACGACUUCCGCAAACUGGUGGAAAAGAAUGUGCCCGGCGCCGGCUCCGUCAUCAAAGUGGCGCUGCAGGAGGAGCCGCCAUUCAAGGGCAUCACCAAGAACGUCAACGACCAGAUCGAUAAGGUGAAGUCUGGCUUUGAGACGGUAACCACCACCGUGGACUCGGUUACCUCUAAAGUAACAGGAUUAUUUGGCGGCGGCAGCGGCGAUGACAAGGCCAAGAAGUCCAAAGUGGAGCCGGUAAAGGCCACCCCUGCGGAAGAAAAGAAACCCAAGAAAUCCACCGAAGCCAGUAAAACGGAAACAAAGCCAGUAGCGAACACCGCGAAGCCAGUUGUAGCGCCUACUCCCGUUGCUAAGCCCAAAGAGGACCCGCUGCCCCGCGAGGUCGUCGAGCUGGAGAAAGCCAUCGAGUUGGCCGCCCAGUUGGCCGUCAAGGAGUACAACAAGGCCAUCAACGUGUUGAAGGGCUUCAACGAUGAUGUGCGUAAGGUGGUGGACAAGGCGGUGGAGAACGGAGAGAACUCUCUUUGGACCACACUGAAGAACCGUGCAAGUGCCCGGGACUCGGCGGUAGCCACAGCGGAGCACGCUGCGCGCGAAGCCCAGGAGAAGAUUAUUGCCUGCGAGAUCGCCUUGAGUGCUGCGGCGACUGCACAAAACGCGAAGUCAGUGGAGGCGGUGCGCGACAAGAUCAAGAAGUUGGUGGACCACAUAAGCAACGUCAAGGACGAGCUCUACCGACACAAGGACACUGCCAGCGUGUCGGACAAGUACUGGCGCAAUGUAGAGAAGGCGCGUAACUACUUCAUCGACGAGAUCGAGUCUAUUUUCCCCGGCCUCAGCCUGGCGGAUAAGAACCUCAAUCUGUCGAAGGAGGACCUCGACCUGUUCAUCUUGCACGCCUACACCCACGUUCUGGCGUACCAGAAGGAGCUGCAGCGCCUGCAAACCGACGGUGAACUGCGCCUGAAGCGAGCUAUUGACUCGGUUCGCGGGGACCAGGAUUCGGAGGCUCUGCGCGCUCAGCUGGAAUACCAUUUGGAGGCUGAAAGGCGUAAGCUGGCCGUGGAGAACCAGAAGAAGAUCUUCAACAUUCACGCCGAGUCCGACAAGCAGUUGCGCUUACAGCUCAAAAAGCAGGCGGAGGCCCACGCCGAUCACAUCAAGGACAUCGUGGCCCAGCGGGAGACCGAUCUCACGCGCAGCUUUAGGCGCGAGUUGGAGGACAAGCUGGCCACCGAGAAGGCAAACUAUAAGCUGCAGUUAGCCACCAUGCUGGGCAAGCUCCGCGGCAUGGACGCGGCUCUAGCUGAGAUUGAGGAUGAGUUUCAAGAGCGUGCGGAUGCAGAGCGUACUGCCAAUCAGGCGCAGGCCUUGUGGGCCGCCUGCCAAGCUCUGUGGGCCUCCGUGCGCACUGCCACUCCUGGCGUGCACUACAAGGAGAAGCUGCGUCCACUGAAGAACGAGAUUAAUGCCAUUGCCAAGGUGGCCAAGGGCGACGAUCUGGUGGCAGCUGUGCUGGAAAGCGUGCCUCGAGAGGCUCAGGAGCGCGGUGUCUAUCCCGAGGAUGCGCUGCGCGAGCGAUUCCUGAAUGUGGAGCGCGUGGCGCGACGACUGGCUUUGGUGCCAGAGGAUGGAGCCAGUCUGCCCAUCUAUUUCCUGUCCUAUCUGCAGUCGCUGUUCAUCCUGCGACCCGAUAAUCCCAUUUCAAAGGACGAACUCGACAACAAACCCUUCGACUAUAGCAAACUGGACACCUACGAUAUCCUAAACAGGGCCAGAUACCAUGUGGAUCGCAGCGACUUCCUGCAGGCGCUAAGGUACAUGAACCUGCUCCAGGGUGCAUCCCGCCAAAUUGCCGGCGAGUGGAUCAAGGAGGCCCGCCUCAUGCUGGAGACGCAGCAGGCGGCCAACACCCUGAUGGCCCAUGCAGCUGCCAGCGGCCUGUUGUAUUUGUAGACUACGUCCCACAUUUCCUUCCUCCACAAAUACAAAGAAGCACUUAUUAUUUGUCAUUACUCCAAGAGAAGACGGAACGAAAGCCACUAAGCGCAAUAGAUAAACCGCAAUAUGUAAUUUGUCCAAUGAGAGAUCACAGUUUAAAAAAUACUUAUAUAUAUUUGUAAAAUUUUGUUUAGCUUCAAUUAUACAAAUUAUAUAUAGAUGAACGUCAUUAUUAUAUUCAAACAAAUUAUGUUUUGGGGACAUCGUUAAGAUGAAUUAAAUUCCCCGUUUAUUGUACCAUUAUUCGAAAACUAUGAAGCAAUACUAGUGGCUGGAUAUUCUGAAAUUGGCAAUCUUUUUUAGUUUUCCUGGAGAGCAUUGUGAUUAGUAAAGGCAAAAAUACAAACAUAAUUGUUUUAUUUAUCGAAAGAAAAAUCUAAAUAAAAUCAUACGAAAACAAAAA